Plodia interpunctella (Indianmeal moth) is the source of this 3257-nucleotide messenger RNA. RefSeq lists its product as uncharacterized. The transcript has 10 exons. Gene Ontology annotation, cellular component: cytoplasm. Gene Ontology annotation, molecular function: metal ion binding. NCBI's taxonomy places the organism in Eukaryota, Metazoa, Arthropoda, Insecta, Lepidoptera, Pyralidae. The coding region runs from base 308 to 2026 and encodes 572 amino acids. The record is from RefSeq and is a predicted model, not a curated record.
UCGUCAUGUAUUGAUUUUCCGGCCACUGUAGACCCUCCACGAAAAAGCAAUCAAUAGUGUCGAAUUUUGCUGGAAAAUUCUUAUUACGCACAUUUCCCGUGAUUAAUUAGAUUGUUAUUAUAACAGUAGUUCUUUUGAAGUAUUUAAUAAUGUCGCUGCUUAUUAUGGAGCAAUAAAAUGUAUUAGCUGACCACUCGGCCAUCGCCUUUGACCUUCAAGUGAAUCCUGUGUGCAAUGCAUUUCGAGAAGUGAUCGUGUUUCACGGCAGUGCAUUGUUUUCGCUUCAUAGUUUCUUUGCGGGCUUAUUAUGCGUUCUCUUGCGGCUUCACACGGGGUGGAUCCCUUGCCUGGGUUAGACAUUCCACCUGGAUACCAUCAGGGUGACAACCCGGACGCCGAAAUGGCCGGCGCGCAAGAUACCAUCUACUUGUGCAACUUCCGCGUCUCCGUCGACGGAGAGUGGCUCUGUUUAAAAGAACUCCAUGAUAUGGAGAUGACUGACUCUUACACCCGACCAUCGGAAGCACCUAUCACGUCGCCUGUCGAUCCUAUGCAUGCACUCAUGGCUCGAGACCCUGUGGUGAUCGAGCGCAGCAACCUAGUGAACAUCUCUAAGCUGAUCGUGAAGGAACUGAUCGAGCAGUCGCUGCGCUAUGGCCGGAUGCUCGACAGCGACCACCUGCCCCUGCACCACUUCUUCAUCGUUCUCGAGCAUGUCAUGCGACACGGCCUCAAACCUAAGAAAGGUUUACUGGGACCCAAAAAGGAGCUAUGGGAUAUUCUUCAAAUGGUCGAGAAGUAUUCACCAGAGGCGGCUGACAUCACCGCGAGCAUUAGGGCUUUACCCACUGUCAAAACGGCAAUGGGCCGCGCGCGCGCUUGGCUCCGCCUAGCCUUAAUGCAGAAACGGCUAGCGGACUACCUGAGGAUCCUCCUGGAACACCGCGAGGAAACCCUCGACGAGUACUUCGAACCACACGCCCUCAUGCUGAACGAGGAAGCGGUCAUAAUCACCGGGCUGCUUGUCGGCCUCAAUGUCGUCGACUGCAAUUUGUGUGUCAAGGAGGAAGAUCUAGACAGUCAACAAGGCGUAAUCGACUUCUCGCUUUACUUACGAGGCAGCAACUCCAGCACAGACAUAGCCGGCAAUGGAAACAACUCCAACAACGAGACCAAACAGCGCCAUAUUAACACUAUGCUCGAUCAGAAGAACUAUAUCGAGGAACUUAAUAGACAUCUCAACGCAACGGUAGCUAAUCUCCAAGCCAAGGUCGAAGGCCUAACAACCACUAACGCCCUAAUGAAAGAGGACCUUGCCAUCGCCAAAAAUACUAUGAUACAGCUGGUGGAAGAGAAUAAUCAACUGAAACAUGCAUUGGGCCAGGAUAUAACGAAAGACACUAGGAUGAAAGUGACAGAGUUGCAGUCGGACGAAGAGGAAAAACGUAGCGUCAAAAGCGUAACCUCUGAUAAAUCAAAGAAUGACAAGGAUAGUGAGACUGGGAAAGUACUUGAAGAAGAGAGAAAGAAGAAUCUGGAACUACAAAAAGAACUCGACUUACAGAUAUCUUUAAAAGCAGAAAUGGAAGUAGCUAUGAAACUAUUGGAGAAAGACAUACACGACAAACAGGACACAAUUAUAUCGCUGAGACGACAACUAGACGACAUUAAGCUAAUCAACUUAGAAAUGUACAAAAAAUUGCAGGAAUGCGAGAUGGAACUCACGCAGAAGGGCGAAAUGGUCUCCAGGCUUCAGAGCAAGGCCGAGCAAAUUGGCAAAAUUCUCCACAACCUUGAGAAAUAUAACCACUUCCUAGGACCCGAUCACGAUCUAGUCAAAGCGCUCAGGUCUCCCACCACUAACGAAAAUAACUUAGGCGAGAAAUUAGAAAAACUCAAGGCCCUAAGCGCACAAAAGGGUACAAAGUCCAGGGACGAAGGGCCGCCUAACAAAAAAUUAAAUUUACAAGAAAUACCACCGUUUCGAAAGACCAGUAGUAGUAGUAGUGAUAAAAACACAGAUUAAUAAAUCUAAUUCAAUACCAUCAGUGUAAGUAUUUGUACAAAUGUUCCGAUAAUGUUACGGUGUUAUUUCUUCUGAAAACAUUAUGUAACAUUACUAACAGCAUUAUUAUAAUUACUAAAUUGUUAUAUCAAUGAAGUAUUCUAAUGUUGAGGCUAAUAUAAUGACAUCAAUUACCUAAUGUUAACUAUUUCUCAUACAUUCUAGUACUUAAUCCAAAUAAUAUAGUCACAAUAUUAACCUAUAGUUGAAUAAACAUGUGAAUUGCUGCUUGAAUUGUGUGAAUAAUGUAUAUUUUGUAUAUCAUAGUAUAUUCUAGCACUGACAAAUCUAUGUUGUACAAGUAAGCGUUAUUCAGUUAAAUUUUUAUUGGCCUUGUUUUAGGAAUGUGAAAGUUCCUUGAAACAUAAAACUGAGCUAAUAGCCAAAUUGGAAGCAAAGACUGAAUCAAUGGGCAGCACAAUACAUCAGCUCGAUGAGAAGUAGGUUUAACACUUUUUCCUUUGUCAUCGUCACCCGGCGGGCGCUGCCUGCCAUACAUUCGGAUCGAGAGGAUUAAUCGAUUAGCAUCGCUUGAUAUAUUAGUAUCGAUUCCGCACCUAGGUGUGAGCAGUGCACCGCUUGCGAAUUAAUCAUAAUCAUACGGUGAUUUCCUGUCACUUGAUAUUGGCAAACCCUCACAAUAAACGUAUAGAGAAUCAGUAUUUUGAUAUUUUCUUGUAUAAUUUAGGGAAAUAUUGUUGCGGUGAUAAUGCUACUGUUGCUUUAGCUUUCAUAUUGCUGUGAGCUCCGUUGAGACUUUUAUAUUCUUAUUGUUUCAACUUGUUUUACGUUUAUCAAUCCAAGUUGUUAUUGUAUUCGUUAAUGUUAAGGCUCAGGACGUUACAUAUUACUACCUUAUAUACUAGGUACUCCUUUCUAUCGUCUUAAUUUAGGUAAUAUAUAAAAUGAAUUAGCGCAAGGCAGCUCCAAUAUAUUCAAUUUAGAUUAAAUUAUUUAUAUACUUUUUAGUGAUAUCCAUUGUAAAAGUGACGAAUGUAAUUUGUAAUGUCUGCAAUCUGAUCUCAUUGGUUCCAUUUUAAAUUAUAUAAAACUAUUAAUUUUAUAGAAUUAUUGUGUAAGCUUGUUGAUGAUUUAAUACUCAGUUUGUCUUUGAUUACUUUUUAAUAGUUUUGUAAUUCGGAGGCCGUAGAUGUGUAAACCGCCUUAUUUAUAAUAAAGCAUUUCAGUCGCA